Messenger RNA from Trichoderma harzianum CBS 226.95, 1272 nucleotides. RefSeq lists its product as hypothetical. The coding region runs from base 1 to 1272 and encodes 423 amino acids. The transcript is spliced from 2 exons. NCBI's taxonomy places the organism in Eukaryota, Fungi, Ascomycota, Sordariomycetes, Hypocreales, Hypocreaceae. The record is from RefSeq and is a predicted model, not a curated record. Gene Ontology annotation, molecular function: structural constituent of nuclear pore. Gene Ontology annotation, biological process: nucleocytoplasmic transport. Gene Ontology annotation, cellular component: nuclear pore.
AUGGCGACCACGGGCGGUCUUUUUGGCGCCAAGCCAGCAGCGACAGGCGGCCUCUUUGGAACUCCCGCUACACCAACUCCUCAGCCAAGUGCUGGCGGAGGUCUCUUUGGCGCGGCAACAAACACGGCCGCGACCCCUGCCACAGGUACAACUGCUGGUGGUUUGUUUGGGUCAACACCAACUCCUGCGCCAGCCGCUGGUGGACUCUUUGGCGCCAAACCCGCAGCAACAACGACGCCGGCGACGACAGGAGGAGGCCUGUUUGGCAAUACUGCGGGCACCCAGCAGCAGACGACAGGCGGAGGACUGUUUGGUGCCAAACCUGCAGCAGCACCAACGACAGCGACGACGGGUGGAGGAUUGUUUGGAAAUCCUGCGAAUACUGCAACCACCCAGCAGUCAGGAGGAGGUCUUUUUGGCUCGACUCCAGCUGCAGCCAGCACAGGAGGUGGAUUGCUGGGCCAAACUCAAGCAAAGCCCUCUGGUGGUUUAUUUGGAUCAACUCCAGCUACCGCUGCUCCUGCCACGAACCAAGUUGCGGCUGUCCAAGUCAACUAUGACAACCUGCGACCGCGAUCGCGUUUCGACGACCUUGCCCAGCCGAUUCAGAACGAAAUUGCUCUCAUUGACAAGGGCAUCCAGCGCGUCAUCAAGAUGAGGGAUGAAAUUGGCGAAUUCAUGCCCCAGCAUGAAAAGGAUAUCGAUCAGCUCGGACGAGACGUCCAAUUUGUCGAGUCUAAAUUCAAGACGGUUCAGGACGCCCUCAACCGCGACAUCCUGACCGUCAAGGCUCUUCAGGACAUGACCAAGAAGGACGUUGCGGACGCCCAGCUCUCCUUCAAAGCCGCCGACAACCUCAAGCUACCUACACAUUACCACCAAACCGGCCUCUUCGCCGGCCCCCCUCCACCAAACGACUCCAACUCAACAGACGCCUCAUCCGCCCAUGCCAGCGCUCAGGAUCUCAUCACUUACUUUAACCGCAUCUGCGAUGACGUUGAGAAGUACAAGAACCGCUUGGACGAGUACCGGUCCCAGAUCGAGCGGGAUAUGCCCGGGGUGGAGAACGGACUCUACGAGCAGAUCCGCAGUCUACGCGACCACAUGAGCGCUCCCGUCCAGGACCAGCUCAGCCAGGUGCUCUCAGCAUUACGGGAGAUGGGCAGCGCAGUCAUCGCUCAGGCUGGACAGAUUGCGGAUACGAGGGAGAGAUUAUCAAGGUUGCAAGCGGGGAUCUUGGAUAGCGGGCUGUAUUCCGGGGUUUCUUCAUGA